GGCGUGGCUUCGUUGCGUCAGCGCGUCCACUGGCCCUCCACGCCUCUGCUCCCUCCCUCUCCUUCCCCCGCUCCAGAACGUUGCUGUGGUAGCGCCUGGGCGCCAUGUUAGGAGGCCGGAGGGAAAGAGGAAGAAGAAGCGGCGGGAGCAACAGCAACCACCACCACCAGGCCUAGCGGGCGGCUCUCCCUCCCCCACUCCCCCAGAGGCCCCGCGCCUGGCCCGUAUCAUGCUCACGGCGCCUGCUUUCCAGGAGCGCGAAGAAGAGUGACCCGGGGAAGAGGUGGCGGCGUUUAACCAGAGCCGGAGAGACGAUGCCGUUUCCAGUUACAACCCAGGGAUCACAACAAACGCAGCAACCGCAGAAGCAUUAUGGCAUUACCUCACCUAUCAGUUUAGCUUCACCCAAGGAGAGUGACUGUGUACUUACUCAGAAAUUAAUUGAAACCCUAAAACCUUUUGGUGUCUUUGAAGAGGAGGAGGAACUGCAACGCAGAAUUCUAAUUUUGGGGAAAUUGAAUAAUCUAGUAAAAGAAUGGAUACGGGAAAUCAGUGAAAUUAAGAAUCUUCCACAGUCUGUAAUAGAAAACGUUGGAGGGAAAAUUUUUACAUUUGGAUCGUAUAGAUUAGGUGUGCACACAAAAGGUGCGGAUAUUGAUGCAUUGUGCGUGGCACCAAGGCAUGUUGACCGGAGUGACUUUUUCACCUCAUUUUAUGAAAAACUAAAACUGCAGGAAGAAGUAAAAGACUUGCGGGCUGUGGAAGAAGCAUUUGUUCCUGUUAUCAAACUGUGUUUUGACGGAAUAGAGAUUGAUAUCUUGUUUGCCCGACUAGCAUUGCAAACUAUUCCUGAAGACCUAGACCUUCGAGAUGAUAGUCUACUAAAAAAUUUAGACAUUAGAUGCAUACGAAGUCUUAACGGUUGCAGGGUAACCGAUGAAAUUCUCCAUCUAGUACCAAACAUUGACAAUUUCAGGUUAACACUGAGAGCUAUCAAACUGUGGGCCAAACGGCACAACAUCUAUUCCAAUAUACUAGGUUUCCUUGGUGGAGUUUCCUGGGCUAUGCUAGUAGCAAGAACUUGCCAGCUUUAUCCAAAUGCAAUAGCAUCAACUCUUGUACAUAAAUUUUUCUUGGUAUUUUCUAAAUGGGAAUGGCCAAAUCCAGUGCUAUUGAAACAGCCAGAAGAAUGCAAUCUUAAUUUGCCUGUAUGGGACCCAAGGGUAAACCCCAGUGAUAGGUACCAUCUUAUGCCUAUAAUUACACCAGCAUACCCCCAGCAGAACUCUACCUACAAUGUGUCCGUUUCUACACGUAUGGUCAUGGUUGAAGAAUUUAAGCAAGGUCUUGCUAUCACAGAUGAAAUUUUGCUGAGUAAGGCAGAGUGGUCCACACUUUUUGAAGCUCCAAACUUCUUUCAAAAGUACAAGCAUUAUAUUGUACUUCUAGCAAGUGCACCUACAGAAAAACAGCGACUAGAAUGGGUUGGCUUGGUGGAGUCUAAAAUCCGAAUUCUGGUCGGAAGCUUGGAGAAAAAUGAAUUCAUUACACUGGCUCACGUAAAUCCUCAGUCAUUCCCGGCACCCAAGGAAAAUCCUGACAAGGAAGAGUUUCGUACAAUGUGGGUGAUUGGGUUAGUGUUUAAGAAAACUGAGAACUCGGAAAACCUGAGUGUUGAUCUCACAUAUGACAUUCAGUCCUUUACUGACACUGUUUAUAGGCAAGCAAUAAACAGCAAGAUGUUUGAGAUGGAUAUGAAAAUUGCUGCAAUGCACGUUAGAAGAAGGCAACUUAACCAACUGCUACCUAGUCACGUGCUUCAAAAAAAGAGAAAGCAUUCAACAGAAGGUGUCAGGUUAACAGCUCUGAAUGACAGCAGUCUAGAUUUAUCUAUGGAUAGUGAUAACAGCACAUCUGUGCCUUCUCCUACCAGUGCUAUGAAGACGAGUCCAUUAAACAGUUCUGGAAGCUCUCAGGGCAGAAGCAGUCCUGCUCCAGCUGUAACGGCAGCAUCUGUGACCAACAUACAGGCUUCUGAAGUCACUGUGCCACAAACAAAUUCCAGUGAAAGCUCAGGGGGUACUUCAAGUGAAAGCAUUCCUCAAACUGCCACACAGCCAACCAUCUCUCCACCGCUAAAGCCUACCAUCUCUAAAGUAAUUUCUCCACCCCGUCAUGUAAACCAACCGCAGAGACCUUCAGGAAACACUGCAGCGAAAAUAACUAGCCCAGUAGCAGCUGUGAAGAGGCCGUUAUCUCCUCCUAAAGAAGAGUCGCCAAAAAAAAUAAAAACAGAAGAGGAUGAAGUGAAUGAAGAUGCUAGGUGUCUUGAUAUGAGUGAUCAUGAUAAAAUGGAAACUAAGGAACUACUUGAUACAGAAUCGGAUUUGGCUUCUCAGCCAGAAACUCUUCCGACAACAGUUGCUCUGCAAGCUCCUCAGAAAACGCCCAGUACAGACCUUUCAGAUAUCCCUGCUCUCCCUGCAAAUCCUAUUCCAGUUAUCAAAAAUUCAAUAAAACUAAGAUUGAAUCGGUAAAACCAACCUCAGGGGUCCAUAAACAGUAUCUGCCAAUUCAACCCGUUGUCUUCUAACGCUGAAAUGGAGAACAGAGGGUGCAAGUCAAGAAUGUGAACACAGAUGGAUUUAGGUAUAUUUUGUGCACUUCCCUUGCUGGGCUAUAAUCACUUGAUCUGGAAGUCCAGGUUACUAUGUGAAGCCAGGAGUACUAUUAAUGUGUUAGCAACAGUUGCAUUAAAUACUUCAAAGGAUUACUGCCUUUAAAAAGGAAUGGGAAUACUAUUUCUAGCCAUAUUUGACUUUCUGAUUGACUUUCUGAUUGGGUUUAUGUUGAUACAUUGUUUGGGGGGCGGGCGGGAUGGAGAUAAAACUGGCAAAAGAAUCCCUUAAAUGCACUUUUAUGUACUUUUUUAUUGGAAUAUGACUAAUUUUAGCGCUUCAGCUUGAUAGAUUUUAUUUUUAUUGAAGAGAUUCUUCAAUAUAUGUGACCUUCAAAUUAGAGAAUGACUUGAUAUAUUGUAUACUGAAGGCAAAAGUAUGCACUAUAUCUAGCUCAGUUACCAUUAAGCUGCAGUAAACCUUUAAAAGACAAUGUCAGAUCUUGAGGUGGUAAGUUUAAGAAAACAAGUAUUGGGUAUCUGAUGGGGCAUGACUUAAAAAGUGGUCUGUUUUUUAUUUAUAGGAUUAUUUUAUGGUGCAUACAAAUCAGCUAUCAAAAAGCAAAUAUUUUUUCCGUUGAGCUAAUCAAAUCUCCUCCUUAUUCCCUGCCUGUCACCAUAUUUCUGGGAGGGAGAAAAAAAGUUGCAUUUAACUUGUGUUUCAGUAUGUAUGCACAAACUAGGACUAAUGUUGUCAGUCAGAUGCUGGUUUGUUCUUUUUUUCUUUCUUCGUUUUGUUUCCUCCUUUCUUUUUAACUGGUCAUAUGGUUACAUAAGCCCUAUAACUUGUGGCCCUGAGGCACAAAUGCCACGUCCCCCCCCCCCCCCCGCCGACUGAAACUGAGUGAAUAAAGUGUGCCUGUGAAGCAUAACACUGUCUUGAUGGCCUUUUCAUCACUAAAUAUAAGAGUUUUGUACACUCCAUAAAGUCCUGUCUGCAUUACAAAACAUCUCAAAUUUUAAAUAUUAAGGCAGAUCUUACCUACCCUAGGAUUUUAACAGUUUUGUUUUUUAGAUAGCUCAUCUGAAGUAGUUUUACAUUUUUGAAUGUUUAAAUUUUUUUAAUAUCACAUUUCUAGCAGGCACUUAAAAGAUCUGAGAAGCUCUCUUACCCAGUUGUCUUCAUUUUGUUCUGUAGAGCUAUCAAAAUCAUUAGCAGCAACUUUGUUUUAAAGAGAUGAAAAUCUUUCAUGGCUAAGCAGCAAAACACAAGGAAUGCCAGUGAUUAUCAGAUGGAGAUAACAAACUACAUGUAACUUCGAUUCACUCAAAAUUAAGUGGGAUGGUUAAAUUGUCCUUCCCAUAUUUUCUGAUCAGCAUGUUUAAUGACUUCCUUCCCUGCAUUGUGCUCAAUCCUCCAUGUGCAUUUCCAUGUUAAGGUAAAAUUACUUGAUCUUCCCCUUUCCCUAUAAGUUAAUUUUCCAAAGUCAAGAGAUAGUAGCUUAUCCCCUACUUCCCAGCUGUGCAGUAACCAAGAUCUUAUUUUUCUGCCAUUUUUGUCUACGAUGUCUAGUAUACAAAAUUCUUGCCCUUGCCCCAUGCAGCCUCCUGUAGUCCAGCCUUGCCCCUUAACAUGCCCUCACACCCUCCUCUCCUCAUCCCUGCUCUCCCCCCACCCCACCCAAUCCAAAAGGUUUAACUAACAGUUGAAGUGUACAAGCUGUCUGUGUAUUUUGUGUAGCUAUGGAGUUUAGACCGAACUUGCCAGGCACAAAUUUAGUCUUGUUUUGUUUACACAUCAGGAAAUCUUUUUUCCCCAUUUUAUUAAAUGUUUCAUGUAUCUGCACCCAAGUUUUGCCAAGCUGGGAACUUGGAAUCUUUUCUGUAUAGUGACUUUUUAAUUCUAGUUUUCAUAACCUGGAGAUCAGACUGUUGCUUUCGCAUGAUGUACGUAGGUGUCUCAUGACUGGAGUUGCUUUGUUUUAUAGUAUCUGUACUCCUUGUAUUUUUCAAGAGCUAUUUUGUAAACAGAUGAUGUAUUUCUCCAUGGAAAACAAUAAAAAAACAGCACAAUCCCACAA
This is a messenger RNA of Hemicordylus capensis (graceful crag lizard), 4698 nucleotides long. It is a transcript of the gene PAPOLA, whose product is annotated as poly(A) polymerase alpha. The transcript is spliced from 22 exons. The record is from RefSeq and is a predicted model, not a curated record. Gene Ontology annotation, cellular component: nucleus. Gene Ontology annotation, molecular function: RNA binding; poly(A) RNA polymerase activity. Bases 315 to 2537 code for a protein of 740 amino acids. Lineage: Eukaryota; Metazoa; Chordata; Lepidosauria; Squamata; Cordylidae.